Fusarium sp. VM40 is the source of this 345-nucleotide messenger RNA. Lineage: Eukaryota; Fungi; Ascomycota; Sordariomycetes; Hypocreales; Nectriaceae. The record is from the annotation of a GenBank genome assembly.
AUGCCGGCGCCUUCGCAAAUCGCUAUCGCUACAGGCUCCGUUAACCGCCUUCUUAAGGAAGAAGCUUCAUACCACAAGGAGAUCGAGCAGGAAGAGGCCAAGAUCAAAGUCCUGAAGGAGAAGAUUGACUCUGGCGUCGAUAAGGACGAGAAUGCUUCAUAUAUGCUCAAGCAGCAGCAAACCGCUGUCGAACAAACUAAGGCUGUAUUCGCACCCCUUCGAGAAAGGAUCGUUGUUGCCGUCGAGAGACUGGAGGAGCAGCUUGCUAUGAGCGAACAGCUUGGUGCUUCUGGGGAUGAGGUGCAACAGGCGAAAGAGGCACUGGCGAAAGCCAAGGAAACAUAG